CGCUUGUACGGGGUGGGGUGUAGACUUUUCAUAUUUUCUUUAAGUUGUAAAUGAUCACACUGACAAAUGCAAGGCGAGGAACACGAGGCAGAGAGAUCGGCAGCGUUGCGCUUCAUGAGAAUUAGUUUUGAAUGUGUGGCUGGACCACAAGUAACCACCUCCAGAUGUGUGAGCUCUAUCUAUGACGGACAAUUUACGACCCUCCGCACUGAAUCACUUACUCUUUGCUCCCUGUGCAAUGUUCGGGUUAAUGCUUAAUCCAAAAUCAGACUGAGGAUAGUUGGGCCAAGCCCCGUUUAUGGGAGGGUGGUUACUUGGAUGCAGAUAAGUUCUUGGGGAUCAGAGGUAUACAAGUUCAGAGAUCUGUGAGACUAAGCUCGGGCUAGUCGAGCAAAACGGGAACUACGGUACCGCAGCCACCAUGCCGAAGACCUCGACGUCCAAGGCCUUCGCCGCUACUUUUGGCAUCCUGACCGCGUCUGCCAUCGGCGGCAUCGUCACGAUGAUUAUUUUGUAUGAAACUCAGAUUGCGACAAUGAACCCGACGCCGCGACCGACCUUGGCAGCCACCACGAUGGCACCACCACCUGUCAUGCGGCUGCCGACAAAUCUUGUGCCUGAGAACUACAGAAUCUUUCUUCAUCUUCAUCUCUAUUCCAAAAUCAUUGAGGAAGUUAACGUCACCACUCCCAACCAGACGAUGCUGUUCACCGGUAACUCAACCGUACAUUUUUACUGUGUUGAGACGACGCGGAGCAUUUACCUCCAUAGCCGAGACCUGAGGGUUUAUGAUCCGUUGGUGAAGAAUGAAAAUACAAAAAAGAAGAUUGAGAUCUCAAAUAUGAAGCAUCAUGCGGAUGAAAGUGAUUUCUUGGAGAUCCAGUUGGCAGAUAAACUGGAGGCUGGAAUGAACUACAGCUUGUUUCUGGCGUUCAAGGGACAGAUAUCACAAAAUCUUCAAGCCUUGUAUUUAAGCACAUAUAAGGAAAGUUUUCCACAUUCUAAAGAUAACACCGACAGAUUUCUUGCCAGUACACAUCUGCAGCCAACAGACGCCAGGAGAGUGUUUCCUUGUUUCGAUGAGCCGGAAAUGAAAGCUGUGUUUGAUGUGUCAAUCAUUCAUCGAGAAAACAUGAUGGCACUUGGAAAUGAAGCUGUGGCAGACUCCGGUCUUAUAGAUAACUGGGAAGUCACCCACUUUCAUCCCACACCAAAAAUGUCCACGUACUUGUUGGCAUUCACCGUUUCAGAGUUCACACCCACGCCAUCGAAGCACGACCGUGUGAAAAUCCAAAUAUUUGCUCGGCCAGAGGCUACUGAUGCUGGACACACUCAAUAUGCAGCAAACGUUACUGGAAAGAUUCUUAUGUUCUACGAGAAACAAUUUGAAAUCAGUUACCUUCUGAAAAAACUUGAUCAAAUUGCACUGCCGGAUUUAUCUGCUGUAGCGAUGGAAAACUGGGGAUUAAUCACAUAUGACGAAGGAGUCUUGCUGUAUGAAGAGGGAGUGUCAUCCCAGUUGCACAAGGAAACAAUCUCGUAUAUCAUUGGACACGAACUGGCACACCAGUGGUUUGGAAAUCUUGUGACAAUGAAAUGGUGGAGUGAAAUUUGGCUUAAUGAAGGCUUUGCCACCUACAUGUCAACUUUGGCGCUGGACGAAGUCGAACCGACGUUUAAAGUGAGAGAAAUGUACAUCAUGCAUGAACUCCAUGGAGCACUUGAGCAGGACGCGUUGGCUUCUUCGCAUCCUCUUAGCGUCCCACAAGAAAAUAUCCAGUCCACUUCACAGAUCAUCGAGAUGUUUGAUGUUAUAUCCUACUACAAGGGAGCGCUUGUGCUCAGAAUGCUGGCCGACGCUGUGGAGCAAAGAGUUUUCGACAAAGGGCUUAAAAUGUACCUCAGUGCCUUUAGACAUGGAAACACUGACCAAGAUGACCUUUGGGGCUAUAUACGAAAGGCUGUUGUUGAUGACGGGGGUCACACUGAUGUUGCCGAGACGAUGCACACGUGGACCAAUCAAAAUGGAUAUCCCGUCAUUACCAUCAACACGACCAUUGGUCAAAUUGACCAGAAGCACUUCCUCUUCAACAGUUCUUUGGACUCGAGCUUUUUGUGGCAUAUUCCAAUCCGAGUAUUGUCAAAUACAUCGGGAACUUCUCUCGUCUGGUUGAAGACCAGAAGUGCAGUUAAAGAUCCAUUCAUUUCUAAACAUGGAGAGUGGGUCCUUGCAAAUGUCAACUGUACUGGAUACUAUCGGGUCAAUUACAACCCAGAGAAUUGGAUGAACCUCCUCAGUCAGCUGGAAUCAAACCACAAUCGCAUUCCAGUGAUGAAUCGAGGGCAGCUCAUUGAUGAUGCGUUUCAUUUGGCAAGGGCCAAAAUAGUUGAUGUGACUCUGGCUCUAAAUACAACGUGGUUCCUUCGCGAUGAGAAAGAGUAUAUACCCUGGGAGUCGGCAGUUCGGAAUCUUGAGUACUUCGUCCUCAUGUUUGACCGCUCGGAGGUGUAUGGACCGAUGCAGCUCUAUCUUCGGGCUCAAGUUAAAAACUUGUACAGUUACUUCAGAAACUUCACAGACAACUCGGAAAUUCCAGUGGACCAUUCAUUACAGCACAACCAGAUCACAGCCAUUGACGUGGCUUGUUCCAAUGGACUCCAAGAAUGCAUCCAAAGGGCUACGUGGAUGUUUGACGACUGGAUGAAUGGCAAUGAUACCAACGUCAACAGCAUUCACCCCAACUUACGGUCGGUCAUCUACUGCCAAGCUUUGGCCGCCGGAGGGAAAAAAGAGUGGGAGUUUGCUUGGAAUAAGUUCCAGAACACCAGGAAAACCUCAGAGAAAGACCAGCUUCGUAAAGCCCUGUCAUGCACCAAGAAGAUCUGGCUUCUAAGCAGAUACUUGGAUUACACUUUGGACCCUAAGAAGAUACGUCUGAUGGAUGUUACUUCGACUAUUAACUACAUUGCCACAAAUGUGGCGGGGCAUGGAUUGGCUUGGAAUUUUAUUCGUGCACACUGGGACUACGUUAGUCAGGGCGAUGGAGCCAAACUGAUCGAGGGUGUGACCAGGAGGUUCUCAACUCAGUUCGAACUGGAGGAGUUGAAGGAUUUUGCCACAAAGUCUGACCUUGGUGCUGCUUCGGAGGCCGUGGACCGGGCUAUUGAGCAGGUUAACGUCAACAUCCAGUGGGUCAGCGAGAACAAGGACACCGUGCUCGACUGGUUUCGUAGCAGAACUGAUGAUGACAUUUAGCAUUUGAUCGUGAAGAUGGUGAAGGCAGCUUUGAAAGGCCUUCCUCUGCUACCUAAUCCAGAAUCAAAACUUACUCCAAAGACAAGUCCAACAAGAUGGACCUAAAAAAAACGGAGUGAUGCACUUUUCUGAAACCCAAUUCAUGAGAUAAGGAACAGAAUGUAAGCAAAAUGCAGGUUACAGUACAAAAUUAAACAUACCGGUACUUUUUUUUUCCUGCUAAAAACAGUCAGCAAUACUUAUUUAUUUAUACAACAUUGUUCCAAUGCAGGGGCGGCCCGGUAGUCCAGUGGUUAGCACGUGGGCUUCACAGUGCAGAGGUACCGGGUUCGAUUCCAGCUCCGGCCUCCCUGUGUGGAGUUUGCAUGUUCUCCCCGGGCCUGCGUGGGUUUUCUCCGGGUGCUCCGGUUUCCUCCCACAUUCCAAAAACAUGCGUGGCAGGCUGAUUGAACACUCUAAAUUGUCCCUAGGUGUGAGUGUGAGUGCAAGUGGUUGUUCGUCUCUGUGUGCCCUGCGAUUGGCUGGCCACCAGUUCAGGGUGUCCCCCUGCCUACUGCCCGAAGACAGCUGGGAUAGGCUCCAGCACCCCCCGCGACCCUAGUGAGGAUCAAGCGGCUCGGAAGAUGAAUGAAUGAUGAAUGCAAGUGGAAGAGAUGAAUGCUGCCAAUGUCCAUGUCCAACUUCUAGAUAUAUCGGAGGCGAAGAACAGAAUCUUAUAAAAUAAAGGUAAUAACAUAUUUUGGAUAAUCGAGGUGUUUGUUGUAAUCAUAUGACCGAAUAAUUUGUAUACUAGGCUGAAAUGGAGCCUUCUGUACAUUGGUGUAGCAUCAGAACUCAUUGGAAUCUUAUGGUCAGUGGGAUCUACUAUGCAGUUGUGACAAGAACCGAUCCCUUUUGUGUUUGUGUUUUAAUUUAUUAUUAACACUAACAAAUUCAGUAAACUUAUUUAUUUGUCAUUCCAAAUAGCGCCCGUUGACCAAAAACAUUUCUGAAUUCACAACAGUGAGUUCAGAAAUACAAAGAAACAUGGCAGUUGAUGGUAUUUGUUUAUUGUUUACAUUAUUAUAUUAUUGUAUUAGGGGGGAAAAAAAGCUAAAGAUGGUAUUUUGUGUCUUAUAGUGCAAGAAUGGGAAUCGUUUAUAUAUACAGCAUGUUUGAAAUUUCUAUGUUUGUCGUCAUAUAUGACGAGAAAAGUAGGAACUACUCACCGACGUGAUGUAUACUAACAAAUUGUACGAAAAUGAAAUUUGAAUGUCCAUUUAUUUUACGCCCUUCCUUUUACAGCAAUAAAUACACUCAACUGACAAAGGUGCAUUCAUGUUUUUAUCGGAAAAGGAGUUCAUGUAUAGCAAACUCAAUCUGCACUCCACCCCACUUUUCAAUGUAUGUAUUGAACGCAGCUUCACGUAUUUUAUAGAUUUGAUAGUGUCAGAUAUCGUCAUUCGAGAUUCGAAAAUUAAGCAGUGUUACUCAUUCAUUCAUUCAUUCAUUCAUCUUCCUAACCGCUUGAUCCUCACUAGGGUCGCGGGGGGUGCUGGAGCCUAUCCCAGCUGUCUCCGGGCAGUAGGCGGGGGACACCCUGAAUCGGUUGCCAACCAAUCGCAGGGCACACAUAGACGAACAACCAUUCGCACUCUAACACCUAGGGACAAUUUAGAGUGUUCAAUCAGCCUGCCACGCAUAUUUUUGGAAUGUGGGAGGAAACCGGAGCACCCGGAGAAAACCCACGCAGGCCCGGGGAGAACAUGCAAACUCCACACAGGGAGGCCGGAGCUGGAAUUGAACCCGGUACCUCUGCACUGUGAAGCUGACGUGCUAACCACUGGACUACCGGGCCGCCCUAAUCACCAUUUCAUUAUUGCUAUUAUUAAUUUCUGUUCUACAGUCGGGCACGACGAGAUCUUUUCUCUCCCGGGGCUACAUGUAUGCUCGACCGAUAUGUGGGGAGGUGCUGAGGAAAAUAAACCAUUUUCAUGACUUA
Messenger RNA from Hippocampus zosterae (dwarf seahorse), 5237 nucleotides. It is a transcript of the gene anpeplb, whose product is annotated as alanyl (membrane) aminopeptidase-like b. Gene Ontology annotation, cellular component: cytoplasm. The transcript has 20 exons. Gene Ontology annotation, biological process: proteolysis; peptide catabolic process. The record is from RefSeq and is a predicted model, not a curated record. The coding region runs from base 422 to 3256 and encodes 944 amino acids. Gene Ontology annotation, molecular function: zinc ion binding; metalloaminopeptidase activity; peptide binding. Lineage: Eukaryota; Metazoa; Chordata; Actinopteri; Syngnathiformes; Syngnathidae.